AGUGCCACUUCCAGUUUUAGCCUACCACAACCAUCAUCGCCUUUACUUUAUCAUGUCCCAGACCCAGAGCUCGAGCAUGAGCGACGUUGCGAGCAUGGCUUGAGUCACGUUUGCACAAAGGAGAGUUGGUCUAAAUCUAUUGAUACUUUCGACAUGACGAUGCUCAGGAACCAGAUGCUAUUUUUCGCUCACUGAAGCUGGUCACGUCUUGGUAGCACCAUGUCCAGCGGUUGGCAGGGACAGUGGCCUACUCUCAACGCUGUCCGUGACGCUGUGAUAGAACUCCUCUAAAUCUCCAACAUGGGGAGCCGCUUGGAGAAGAAUUCGAACCAAGUGCGGAAACGCAUCGAAAGCCACUCAUUCACGGACGAGGGUGGCGAGGAAUAUGAGCCCAGCGCUUUUGGCGGUUUCCCGGACUACUUCCGCCGGAAGAAGAUCAAGCUCCAGAAUCUUGAUGCCGAGAUACGUGCUUCUACCACCAAACCCCAGAUAUUCAAGGGUAUAGUCGCCCACGUCACUGGGUACACUCAGCCGCCGCUUCACGUUCUACACAAGGACUUGGUAGAGCAUGGCGCUGCCUUCAUCCAGUACCUAGACUCGAAGACCAUGGCGACUCACAUCAUCGCUUCGACCCUUCCGCCCAAAAAAAUGGUUGAUUUUAACAAGUAUAGGAUUGUCAAGCCAGCAUGGGUUACCGAUUCCAUCCAAGCAGGGAAACUUUUGCCAUGGUCAAAUUAUAGGGUGAUCGGAGAGACCCCAAGGCAAAAGACUCUCAAAUUCGACGGUGGUGUGGUGUCUUCCCAGUCAAAUACGCAACAAUCGUCUCUGCUGAGAUAUCGGGAGCAGACUGACAACAGCUUCUACACGAGUCAGCUAAAGGACAUUGCUGAGAAAAUCGAUGGCAAGCAGACUAGGCAUCAGACACCCACUACAAAUCAAACACCACCAACAUUUGAACCUCCGAGAGGCAGGAGUAGUCCCUUGUUUGCUAACGAUGCCACGCUACCGCCGAGAAAGCUGGUCGAGGUCGCUGUCCAUGUUUCUAUGGACCUAGCAGAACUGGAUGAAGCUGCUGUCGGAGAUCUGGAUAUGGCUUCCGACAACAAGCCGGAGGAUUUUCCUUCGUCGCCAAGGCCCCCCAACAAGCCGCUCGGAGAAAUGACCUCGGAGGAACACAAUGCGUUGUUACUCCAAGAUCCAAGGAUGCGAAAAUCGUCAACGGCUAAUCCGGACUUUAUUCAACAAUACUACUCAGAAAGCCGUCUCCAUCAUCUGUCAACUUGGAAAGCCGAUCUGAAGUCGCGAAUGCAAAAAUUGGCCGCGGAGAAAGGACUCCAGGCAAGGCCAGCCAAAAGGAAGCCGGGAACAAGGCGGUAUAUCAUGCAUGUCGAUUUUGAUAGUUUCUUCUGCGCUGUAUCAUUGAAAAGCGCACCCGAAUUCGUCGACAAACCAGCAGUCGUAGCUCAUGGCAGUGGCACUGGAUCGGAAAUCGCAAGCUGCAAUUACCCUGCAAGAAAGUUCGGAGUCAAGAACGGCAUGUGGAUGAAGAAAGCCAAAGAGCUUUGCCCGGAUCUCAAAGUGCUACCUUAUGAUUUCCCGGCUUAUGAAGCGGCUAGCCAGCUUUUCUACGAGGCAAUAUUGGAGGUUGGUGGCGUCGUCCAGAGUGUCAGUAUCGAUGAAGCCCUGAUAGACGUGAGCUCCCUCAUCUUCGCUGCCGUGGGCUCACAAGGAGGUGGGGUCGAUGAAGGGAGCAUUUGGAGAGAACAGGAGAAAGCGGACCAGAUCGCACAGGAUCUUCGAGAUAGGAUCAAGAGUAAGACUGGUUGCGCUGUAUCUAUUGGCAUCGGCGACAAUAUUUUGCUAGCUAAAGUCGCUCUGAGAAAAGCAAAACCAGCUGGACAGUUUCAGUUGAAACCGGAGGCUGUAUUGAGUUUUCUGGGGGAUCUCAAGGCGGAUGAUCUCCCCGGUGUUGCAUACAGCAUCACCGGCAAACUUCAGGAGAUAGGGAUUGUAUACGUCAAAGACGUUCGAGAGGUGUCAAAAGAGCGCCUCGUCACUGCGCUUGGCCCGAAGACAGGGGAAAAGCUGUUUGAAUAUGCUCGCGGCAUCGAUCGUGUUGAAGUCGGUGAUCAGCCAAUCAGAAAAUCAGUCUCGGCAGAGGUCAACUGGGGAAUACGCUUCAUCAACCAGGAAGAAGCUGAAGAGUUCAUCUUCAACUUGUGCAAGGAGCUGGAGCGACGUCUCGUAAACGAACAGGUUAAAGGCAAGCAAUUGACGAUGAAAAUCAUGAGGCGAUCACUGGAUGCACCUCUAGAUCCGCCAAAACAUCUCGGUCAUGGAAAAUGUGACACCUUUAACAAGAGUAUCGUAUUUGGCAUUGCUACGCAUAACCAUCGGGUCAUCGGCAAGGAAGCCGUGUCCAUUUUGCGGUCUUACAAUUUUAGCCCAGGCGACCUUCGCGGACUCGGCAUACAACUCACCAAGUUGGAGCCCGUUAAAAUCUCGAUAUCUGGCGGACCUGAAAGCAGCCAGAAGAAACUCAACUUUGGUGGCUUUAGAACGCCGGCGUCGGCGAAGAAGCCCACCGAAGAUCUUAUCCAGGAGGUAGACAGCCCAGUCAAACCAAGUCCAACACCGGGUCAUAGCGAGGGCAAAGAUCCCAUCGAUGACGACCCAUUGACUCCGAGGAAACCGAAGCACAGCACCAUACACGCGGCACUUGCCAUAUCUAAAGCCUGCGAAAAUGAUGCCAAAGCUAACACACCCUUGAAUAUUGGUGGAACGCAGUUUGUCCUGCCAGCCAACCCUGACCCGGCCGUUCUUGCUGAGUUGCCCCCGGAUAUUCGAAACAAACUGCUUGCCCAGUCAAAGCCCAAAUUCGAAAGCAGAAAACCCCCACCAGCUGUGAGAUCAAGAGCCCAAAGUCCUGCAUUGGUGGAUGAGAUUCCGCCGGACAUCGACCCUGAGGUCUUUGCUGCUCUCCCCGAUGAUUUGAAGGCUGAGAUACUGGCUUCGUAUAGACCAAGGGCAGGACAACAUCUUCUACCGCAGUCUCCACGCAAAGCUCGCCCACUGCCUCAAUCUCCACGCAAAGACCGCAUCAUCCAGCAGACGAAGAAGAGUACGCCCACUAAAAAGCGUGGCCCGGGACUCUUUGCCAAUGCUCGAGAGCGGCAUGCCGAUGCGCAAAACAAAGUUGUUCAAACAUCGCUCGCCUUCAACCCAGGUGAAGAUGCAGGCGACGGUGAUAUGGAAGAGCUAGACGCAGAAUUUCUCGCGGGGCUACCUGAAUCAGUGCGGAAAGAAGUCAUAGACGAUCAUCGGCGCAGAAGAGCACAGCGCGCUGGUCUGGACCUGAGGAUAUCAAAUAAGCGCCAGCGAGAGCUAGAGGACCGGGACCGGGACGAGGAUGGAGACGAGGAUGAGGACGAAAUAAAGCUGCAGUUCAACGCACUACCUGCCAAGGUUGCCUUCACGAAUGCAGAACUGACUUCGUUGUCGGACAUACGAGAUAUGCUCAAUGUCUGGCACAAGGAAACGGCUACCGAGGGGCCGCACCAACGGGAUGUCGAAAUGCUGGGGACCUACCUCGUCAGGGUGGUCCUGGAGGAGAGAGACAUGGACAAAGCCAAGAAGCUCGUCCAGUGGCUUGACUACAUCGUCGAGGAAAACGAAACGGAUUCCAGCGGCAAGACAAGUUGGCGCGGUGUAGUACGAAGUGUCAAGAGCGAGGUUCAGAAAGCGGCCAGACAAAGAGGUCUGGGACCUCUGGAUAUGUAAACAGAAUGAACUAAUACCAGUGAUGAGAUACGAAUGUAAAUGAACAAGUGAAAAAGACCAAAAGGUAACUCGAUAUGACAAUCAGUAGAACUAGCUUUUCUCCUUCUGUUUUCGAGAGUAUAUCCUGGCAUUCCGCGCACGGACCACCGAAUAUAGGGUAUACAAUGCGGGAAGCUAUAUAGCACUAUACCGGUGUAUCCAGAAGGACGGAAAUUGCUAAAAGGCAUAUUUUCUCCAAAUCUCAAAAGC
Messenger RNA from Truncatella angustata, 4029 nucleotides. RefSeq names its product impB/mucB/samB family protein. Lineage: Eukaryota; Fungi; Ascomycota; Sordariomycetes; Amphisphaeriales; Sporocadaceae. The record is from RefSeq and is a predicted model, not a curated record. Gene Ontology annotation, cellular component: nucleus. The transcript has a single exon. Bases 301 to 3780 code for a protein of 1159 amino acids. Gene Ontology annotation, molecular function: deoxycytidyl transferase activity; DNA-directed DNA polymerase activity; damaged DNA binding. Gene Ontology annotation, biological process: error-free translesion synthesis; error-prone translesion synthesis.